Molecule: messenger RNA, 405 nt
Organism: Penicillium daleae
Lineage: Eukaryota; Fungi; Ascomycota; Eurotiomycetes; Eurotiales; Aspergillaceae
Exons: 2
Coding region: 1-405 (134 amino acids)
Source: RefSeq, a predicted model, not a curated record
AUGUUGGAAAUACACUGUUCCGGAACACCGUUCAAAAUUGGCCGGAAGCACGGGCUAGAAGCCCGAGAUAAGGUCCUCGGAUCUCUGGCCUUCUACAAGAGACUCUUUUGGUCUACCUGUGCCCUGGACUGGUCAAGGGUGUGCGACGAAGCGUCCAAGUACAUAAGUACGCUGGAAACCCUAUGUCCAAAAUAUCUAGAUGAGCUUCGCGGCGUCGCCGAAGGGGCCAACGUCGAUUUGCUGGGUAUCGUUGCUCUUAACGUCCGGGCUGAGAUCACCUUCGGACUCUUCACGCUACCCGUCAAGAUCGACGGUUGCACCAGCCUGGCUGUUAAAUUAAAGCGAGCGGCUGUCACUUUUGGUCGUCCGACGAAUGCCGGGGAACGUAUAGAGGUUGCAUUCUAG